Molecule: messenger RNA, 1623 nt
Organism: Euleptes europaea (tarantolino)
Lineage: Eukaryota; Metazoa; Chordata; Lepidosauria; Squamata; Sphaerodactylidae
Gene: BMPR1A
Product: bone morphogenetic protein receptor type 1A
Exons: 10
Coding region: 14-1528 (504 amino acids)
Biological process (GO): BMP signaling pathway; cellular response to growth factor stimulus; dorsal/ventral pattern formation
Cellular component (GO): signaling receptor complex; plasma membrane
Molecular function (GO): transforming growth factor beta receptor activity, type I; SMAD binding; ATP binding
Source: RefSeq, a predicted model, not a curated record
GAAUAUAGACAGCAUGCUGCUUGGGACAGGCAUGAAGACGAAUCCCAAUCAGAACAAGCAGGAAGAUGGAGUAACCCUGGCUCCGGAGGACACGUUGCCUUUUUUGGAGUGCUACUGCUCAGGGCACUGUCCAGAAGACGCAGUUAAUAACACUUGCAAAACUAAUGGACAUUGCUUUGCCAUCAUUGAAGAAGAUGAAAAUGGAGAAACUAUGCUUGCUUCAGGCUGCAUGAAGUAUGAAGGUGCAGACUUCCAGUGCAAGGAUUCUCGGAAAGCGCAGCUACGGCGGACAAUUGAAUGCUGUCGGACAGAUCUCUGCAAUCGAGAUUUGCAACCCACAUUACCUCCGCCUAGUCCAGAUGGUCUUUUUGACGGCGGCAUUCGCUGGAUAGCUGUUCUAAUUUCUAUGGCAAUCUGCAUAAUAGUUAUGAUCAUCUUGUUUAGCUGUUUCUGCUACAGGCAUUAUUGUAAGUGGGUUGCAAAAAGACGGUGUUAUAAUCGUGAUCUGGAGCAAGAUGAAGCCUUUAUUCCCGUUGGGGAGUCCCUAAAGGAUCUUAUUGACCAGUCACAGAGCUCAGGCAGUGGUUCAGGUCUUCCUUUAUUGGUCCAGCGCACUAUUGCCAAACAAAUUCAGAUGGUGCGACAAGUUGGGAAAGGGCGAUACGGAGAAGUCUGGAUGGGGAAAUGGCGGGGUGAGAAAGUGGCAGUUAAAGUCUUUUUCACCACUGAGGAAGCCAGCUGGUUUCGAGAAACCGAGAUUUACCAGACAGUUCUCAUGCGCCAUGAAAAUAUACUUGGUUUUAUAGCGGCAGAUAUUAAAGGCACAGGAUCCUGGACCCAGCUGUACUUGAUUACAGAUUAUCACGAAAAUGGGUCUUUGUAUGAUUUCCUGAAGUGUACCACUCUUGACAACAGAGCUUUGCUCAGACUAGCGUACUCUGCUGCGUGUGGUCUGUGCCAUUUGCACACAGAGAUAUACGGAACGCAAGGCAAGCCCGCAAUCGCGCACAGAGAUCUGAAGAGUAAAAACAUCUUGAUAAAGAGAAAUGGGACUUGCUGCAUUGCUGAUUUGGGCCUGGCUGUCAAAUUUAACAGUGAUACAAAUGAAGUGGACGUCCCUUUAAAUACGAGAGUGGGAACAAAACGUUACAUGGCACCAGAAGUCCUUGAUGAGAGUCUCAAUAAAAAUCAUUUCCAGCCGUACAUCAUGGCUGACAUCUAUAGCUUUGGCUUGAUAAUCUGGGAAAUGGCCCGGCGUUGUGUCACAGGAGGUAUUGUUGAAGAGUACCAAUUACCAUAUUAUGAUAUGGUGCCAAACGAUCCUUCAUAUGAGGAUAUGAGAGAGGUGGUGUGCGUUAAGCGUCUGCGCCCAGUGGUAUCUAAUCGAUGGAAUGGUGAUGAGUGUUUAAGAGCAAUAUUGAAGUUAAUGUGCGAAUGCUGGGCCCACAAUCCCGCCUCGAGACUUACAGCUUUGAGGAUUAAGAAGACACUGGGCAAGAUGGUAGAAUCGCAAGAUGUCAAGAUUUGACAAAUAGUUGUUACUGACGAGUGAAGUUUGGACUUCUAGAGCUUUUCACUCAAGCAAGUAUAGGGUCUGGGGGGAAAGGGGGGGCAUCUGAGUUU